Molecule: messenger RNA, 1890 nt
Organism: Larimichthys crocea (large yellow croaker)
Lineage: Eukaryota; Metazoa; Chordata; Actinopteri; Sciaenidae
Gene: tada3l
Product: transcriptional adaptor 3 (NGG1 homolog, yeast)-like
Exons: 9
Coding region: 193-1542 (449 amino acids)
Biological process (GO): regulation of transcription by RNA polymerase II
Cellular component (GO): SAGA complex
Molecular function (GO): transcription coactivator activity
Source: RefSeq, a predicted model, not a curated record
UUAACUUACACACAACUCCUCGCGUUUGUUUCGACAUAGAGUAAUAUUUGAAACUGUGCCUUAGUUUUUAUAUUACAACAUUGUGUGGUUUAAAUUAGAUUUUCAAAUUGUAAUAUUGUCCAAAAUAGACAACAAUUCCCUUUGAAUGUAUUUCACACACCCCUCUAAUCACAAUGGGUCUUUCCAACAUGGAUGCCAUCCGCUGACGGUCAUUCAGACACUGCCAGGUCUCUGCCGCACAGCAUCAUGAGUGAGUUAAAGGACUGCCCCCCACUCAAAUACUACGACUUCAAGCCGGUCGAGCAUGUGAAGGUGUGUCCCCGCUACACUGCUGUGCUCGGCCGCUCAGAGGACGAUGGCAUCGGCAUCGAGGAGCUGGACACCCUGCAGCUGGAGCUGGAGACGCUCCUCUCCUCGGCCAGCCGCCGCCUCCGAGCCCUGGAGGAGCAGAGACAGAUCCUCACAGACUGGCAGGACAAGAAGGGAGAUAAGCGUUUCCUGAAGCUGGGAAAAGAUCCAGACCCUGCUGCUUCUUCUCGCCACAAACCGAAAAAGCAGAAGUUGGAUGGCAAAGGCAGUCACGGACCAGGUCCAGGUCCUGGUAGACCUAAAUCCAAAAAUCUCCAGCCUAAAGUCCAAGAGUAUGAAUUCACAGACGAUCCACAAGACAUUCCCCGCACUCCUAAAAAUGAUGCACCAAACAGAUUUUGGGCAUCAGUUGAACCAUAUUGUGCUGAUAUCACUAAUGAAGAGAUACGGUUGCUAGAGGAGCUUCUGAAACCACCAGAGGAUGAAGCAGAGUAUUUCAAAACUCCAGCGUUAGGGAAACACUACUCACAGCGGUGGGCUCAGGAGGAUCUGCUGGAGGAGCAGAGGGAAGGAGCACGAGCCAACGACAAGAAAAAGAACCUGAUGGGGGGGCCGCUGUCUGAGCUGGAUGCAAAAGACGUGGACUCCCUGUUGAAAAAGUCAGAGUCCCAGCAUGAAUCUCCAGAAGAUGGAUGUCCCUUUGGUCCUCUCACACAGCGUCUGCUUCAGGCUCUCGUAGAGGAGAACAUUAUAUCCCCCAUGGAGGAUUCUCCUAUACCCGACAUUUCAGGGAAGGAUGCAAAUGAUGGAGCUGGGACUUCUCCUCGAAGCCAAGGAAAAGCUUUUAGUGUUCCCCACACACGUUCUCUGGAGGCUCGAAUUAAAGAAGAGCUGGUGGCUCAGGGGCUGCUGGACUCUGAGGAACGACCCGGAACAGGAGGAGACUCUGAGGACGAGGUCAUGGCAGAGCUGCAGAAGAGACAGGCAGAGCUCAAAGCCCUGAGUGCUCACAACAGAUCCCGUAAGCAGGAGCUGCUCAGGUUGGCAAAAGAGGAGAUGCGCAAGCAGGAGCUGAGGCAGAGAGUCAGGGUGUCUGACAACGAGGUCAUGGAGGGAUUUCGACGAAUCAUGGCAGCCAGGCAGAAGAAACGCACUCCAACCAAAAAGGAGAAGGACCAGGCCUGGAAAGCACUGAAGGAGAGGGAAAGCAUCCUCAAGCUACUGGACGGAUAGAGGAAGGAACAGUUUGUUUCUGGUGUUAUCCAGAAGAAAACGCUGGAAGAUUGACACAGAGUAGAACAGCUGUGACAGCUGUUACACGCUCAGUGAACAGCUAUGAUGGCGUAUGAUACAGGUUACUGCAGGUCUGCCUGAUAUUUGUGUUGUAGUUUUUAUGUCAUGUACAGCAAAAAGCUCAUUGAUCAGUAACCUUUAGUACACAUCAGAGAUGACUUCUCUUAUUUUUUUUGUUCUUUGUCAGUUGAAUUUUUAUGUUUUUUUAAUUUUGUUUAUCAUUGUAAUGCUAUGAAAACAACACACAUGAAUGUUUGAAUAAAUCACCACUUAAAGACUUGAAGUUUU